Molecule: messenger RNA, 486 nt
Organism: Dibothriocephalus latus
Lineage: Eukaryota; Metazoa; Platyhelminthes; Cestoda; Diphyllobothriidea; Diphyllobothriidae
Source: the annotation of a GenBank genome assembly
AUGGAGGAAAUACCAAGAGACAUUGGAAUUUCUGACAUAAGUAGCUUCUGGCCUGAACAACGAAAACCACCGCAAAGACUGCAGGGCUGGCUAAAUACAUCAAAGAGUAAACCCAUUUUACGGGCCGUUAAACCGGAGCCCUGUUUUAAUGCAUCUUACCCAACCGAAUUUUCAAUUGAGGAGCAAGAAUCUGUCACUCUGCCAUGCUACAUUCAUAACGUGGAUUUUGAUUCCGUCGUAAUAUCCUGGUGGAAGGAAGGAGAAAUACGAGAAAUAUCUGUCGGGGAGAGCACAAUAAAUUCAAGGUACUCUAUCUACAGAUCGUCUCCAAAUGCGUGGGCCCUGAGAAUUACAAAUGUCACUAUGAAUGACACUGGGGUUUAUAUCUGCCAAAUCAACCUUAAGGUUUUACGCGAAAAGUUUUUCAAAUUGAUGGUGAUCGGUAAGUUAUCCAAUUAUACAUUAAGAAUUAUUGUUUUUGAAUAA